AUGAUUGCCGCUGACAACUCUUAUCUUGAUAACACUGCCCUUCCAUCAGGCGAAUCCCCGGAGUUGAUCUUAGUGCAGGCGACCCCAGAGGAACGUAUCGCAGCUAUAAAGCUGAAUAGUCCAGCUUGGAAGGGUCCUUUGGACCUUGAUGCGUAUAUUGCACGAGAAAAUCACUUAGCCCAACAAGCAUUGACGAAGGAUGGCUUGACGAGCUGGUUGUUGGUCGUCCGAGGUCAACCAGAAGGUGAACGGGCAAUCCUUAGCUCCUGCGAGACAUACAAAAAGAAGGCAAUUUUGGCACAAAACGGUAAAGUGGAACAUGUAUCCGCCCUCAGUAUCGGCAGUGUUUUCUGCCGACCUGAAUUCAGAGGCAAGGGAUAUGCGAAAAGAAUGAUGCAGGAAUUGGUCAAGAAAAUAGACGUGUGGCAAACGGAGCCCAAGGCCACCAACAGAAUACCUUUCAGUUUGUUAUACUCUGAUAUCGGAAAGAAGUUCUAUGCUCAAUUUGGGUGGAUGCCCUAUCCCUCUACACACUUCAGCCUUACCCCGUUGCCAAAGGAUGAAUAUGAUCGAGCCAUCGUUCGAGGAAACCUUCCAAAGGCGAGGACCUUGGUUGCAGAAGACGUUCAUCGUUUCAUGUGCAACAAUGACGUGGUUCAAAAGGAGCUAGAUAUCCUCCGCAUCGCAUCUCAAAAAUCUGCGAGUGCCAAAGUAGCGGUCGUCCCGGACUUUGACCAUUUCAAGUGGCACUGGGCAAGGGAGGAGUAUUACGCAAAGAUUCUCUUCAAGGACAGAACACCGCCAUUGAUCAAGGGUGCCGGUGAUGAACAGUCCAAAGUAUACUGUGCAUGGAAUAGAAACUUCGGUGAAACUCCAGAGGAAAACACUCUGUACAUCCUGAGGUGGGUGUACGACGAGCCAACUUCACCAGAGGAAACAGAGAAAACCGCAAAAGCCAUGGCCGCAAUCAUAAGACGUGCCCAACUAGAGGCGCAUGCGUGGGGUAUGGCGAAGGUUCAGUUCUGGAAUCCAACCCCAGUGCUGGAGAGGGCUGUUUCCAUUUUAGACCCUACGGCGCAGGUCGUCCAUCGGGAGCAGGACAGUGUAGCCUGCUUGAGGUGGAGUGGCGCCGAGCAAGGCAAGGACGUUGAGUGGCUCUGGAAUGAGAAGUACGCUUGGUGCUGA
Messenger RNA from Aspergillus bombycis, 1185 nucleotides. RefSeq lists its product as uncharacterized. The record is from RefSeq and is a predicted model, not a curated record. Bases 1 to 1185 code for a protein of 394 amino acids. NCBI's taxonomy places the organism in Eukaryota, Fungi, Ascomycota, Eurotiomycetes, Eurotiales, Aspergillaceae. The transcript has a single exon.